Homarus americanus (American lobster) is the source of this 696-nucleotide messenger RNA. RefSeq names its product melatonin-related receptor-like. Bases 1 to 696 code for a protein of 231 amino acids. The transcript is spliced from 2 exons. The record is from RefSeq and is a predicted model, not a curated record. NCBI's taxonomy places the organism in Eukaryota, Metazoa, Arthropoda, Malacostraca, Decapoda, Nephropidae.
AUGCUGGCCACGUAUCACCACUACAGCCUCAACAAGCAGCCAACACAACAGACCCACAGCCAACACAACAGACCCACAGCUCAACACAACAGACCCACAGCUCAACACAACAGACCCACAGCUCAACACAACAGACCCACAGCUCAACACAACAGACCCACUAGCUCAACACAGCAGACCCACAGCUCAACACAACAGACCCACAGCUCAACACAACAGACCCACAGCUCAAUACAACAGACCCACAGCUCAACACAACAGACCCACAGCUCAACACAACAGACCCACAGCUCAACACAACAGACCCAUAGCUCAACACAGCAGACCCACAGCUCCAAGCAACAGACCCACAGCUCAAUACAACAGACCCACAGCUCAACAGCUCACACAACAGACCCACAGCUCAACACAAGACCCACAGCUCAACACAACAGACCCACAGCUCAACACAACAGACCCAUAGCUCAACACAGCAGACCCACAGCUCAACACAAAAGACCCACAGCCAACACAACAGACCCACAGCUCAACACAAAAGACCCACAGACAACACAACAGACCCACAGCUCAACACACCCAGACCCACAGCCAACACAACAGACCCACAGCUCAACACAACAGACCCACAGCCAACACAACAGACCCACAGCUCAACACAACAGACCCACAGCCAACACAGACCCACAGCCAAUAUAA